Molecule: messenger RNA, 1416 nt
Organism: Amphimedon queenslandica
Lineage: Eukaryota; Metazoa; Porifera; Demospongiae; Haplosclerida; Niphatidae
Product: ubiquitin carboxyl-terminal hydrolase 47-like
Exons: 14
Coding region: 241-1416 (391 amino acids)
Molecular function (GO): protein binding
Source: RefSeq, a predicted model, not a curated record
CAAAAGGAACUAAAAGAAAAGGAUCAAGACUUACUACAACACACUGAGGUUAUUUCUUAUAUUAUACUUGAAGAAGCUGAAUAUAAACUAAGAGAUACUAUCAAAAGCAAAGAGAAGGAAGUAGUUGAAUUAAAACAAGUACUAGAGGAAGAACCACUUGGUAAAGAGUUGACUACAUUGAGGUCUCAGUUUAAUGAGAUACAAAAAGAAAACAAAGAAUUGUCAGACAAAUUAUCAAAAAUGAAGAUUGAAUAUUUGAGAUCACUUACUAGUAAUACUGAUUCAGCUGCUAGCAGAGUAAUAAGAGGAAUGACUUUUGAAAUUGAUGACUGCAAAUUUCAUCUUGAAGCAAUGACAAGAUCAGACUAUCAGCCAUUAGUAGAUAAUAAAAAAUUAAUAGAGAAAUUACAAGAAAGGAUAACAUUAAUGAAUAUUGAACUAAUGACUGAAAGAGAACACAAUGAGAAGAUUAUAAAAGAUAUGAAAGAUCAUUUGAAAAAGAUUGAGGAGAAGAGACAGAGAAAAAAGAAACAAAAAACUGAAGAAGAGAUGUGUACAAUUUAUUUAUGUUGUAAUCAUCCUGUUACUGGUGAAUUAAUAAACUCAUUUCUUGAAGUGCAUAAAGAUGAAUUACUACCCAGUUUAAUGAAUUUAGCUCCUCAUGUUCCUAUUGAGAGAUGUCGUUUAGUUAAAUAUGAUUAUAGGAAUAAAGUAAUGGAGCAGUCCUUUGACCUUGAUGAGUAUCAACAUCAAACUAUUGGACAGAUUAUGAGUGUGGCUGAUUAUCGUUAUUCUUUUGCAUUAUUCUUAGAAACUCGUAAAGAGAAUGAAACCUUUAAGAAAUACAAUGAGCAAGGUAUUAAUCUAAAGGUAUCAAUGGUUGAUCUGUCAGCUGGUGAAGUAGGACUAGCUAAACCAAUGAGAGGAGAAGAAGGUUGGACUGUUGAAGAAUUAAAGCAACAUAUAGGAGAAGUAUUCAAUAUCAACCCAUCAUGUAUGAGAAUAGUAAAGGAGAAGUAUACUGGUAUUAGUGAUGUUAGUGAUGUAGGAGGUACUUUAAAGGAGAUACUCAACAAAAGAGACAAAUCAUAUACUCAGUUGCUGUAUGUAUUAUCAGAUCUUAAAGAUUAUCAAAAAGAAUUCAAAGAUAAGAUGCAGGUACAAGUUAGUAGCAGUAUAACAUUAGCUCAGUUGAAGGAGGAGCUAGCUCCACUGAUUGGUGUACCACCUACUGGUUUUAGAGUGUAUAGAAUCAGUGAUAAUGAAGAAUAUGAAAUUGAGGAACUGGAGAAGACAUUAAAGUACAUGUAUAUUGAAUCUGGACCAAAGUUGAGAGUAAAACUGGGUAGAGCAUUAAGAAGAGGAGAGUACAGAGUUAAAUUAUAUUUAUUACAAGUUAACAAUACAGAGGUAUGA